AUGCAAAGCAGUGAAGCUCGAUUUGAUGCGGACGGAGAUGCUGUGAUGCAAAAUGUUCAGCAACCCGUGUUCGAGUUUGUUCAAGCACCCAGAUUGACAAACUGGAGUCAGGACGCAGCUGUCAGCUGGAAGAAGAGGUGGGAACAAUACCUGAGUAUUGUUCGCCAGCGUUGCACUGAGAGUGGGGAAAGACUGGAAGCUGCUCUGCGUCCAGUCAAGACUUGUGUUGACCCGGAACUGCUCGAAGUACUCUGCCUUUACGAACUCCGGAAGGCUGUCGACGAGGUGCGUAGUGAAGAAUUGGUCACCUUGAUCGACGCUAAACUCGGGUCUGUUUAA
Phytophthora infestans T30-4 is the source of this 339-nucleotide messenger RNA. RefSeq lists its product as uncharacterized. The record is from RefSeq and is a predicted model, not a curated record. The coding region runs from base 1 to 339 and encodes 112 amino acids. Lineage: Eukaryota; Oomycota; Peronosporomycetes; Peronosporales; Peronosporaceae. The transcript has a single exon.